Molecule: messenger RNA, 1008 nt
Organism: Aspergillus brunneoviolaceus CBS 621.78
Lineage: Eukaryota; Fungi; Ascomycota; Eurotiomycetes; Eurotiales; Aspergillaceae
Exons: 2
Coding region: 1-1008 (335 amino acids)
Source: RefSeq, a predicted model, not a curated record
AUGUCGUCGAUCACGCAUGUGCUUACACGCUACGCCACCGAAUUUGUCGAUUACACCUGCAACCAUGUGAUCAUGAUGCUGGCCGCGAUCGAGGAUGCCGACCCGAGUCCCUCCAUCCGCCUCGAAAGCGCACAUGGCGAUGAUCCCGAGAUUGUAGAUCCGUUCACUUUGAGGGUAAAGCCCAUCACGAGGGGAUUGCGCUCAGCCAUCAAGCACCUCCGCGCCCGUGGUGGAGGAGAAGGAGGAGGAGAAGGAGGAGGCGGGCUCAUCGUUUCAUGCUUGCAUGGAUUCCGCAUGUACUUCCCCUUCUACAUCCUCGACCGCGGUGUGGGAUUCUUUCUCAACCCGAUAUUCUAUUCGGGGCCCGCCCGCCUCACGCUCGCCUCGUUCGCAAUGGAGUUCCUCGCGCGGAUGUGCCUGGCCACCGUGCAGAUGGCCUGGGUCCACGUGAUCAUCGCGGACCGAUCCCCGCGCGGCGCCAGAUCUCGGCAUACGCGGGGCCUCCUCGGGUACUGGCCGUCGAUCGCCCCGGCGGCGGCGCUGCAGAAUGCCCUCGUGUGCGUGUUGUACACGAUGUAUCUCGUGGCGGUGCCGGCUGGCAGCUGGGCCUUUGUGAGUGUGGCGGGUGUCACGCAGGGGCAUCUAGCCUUGGGGGGCCAUCUCCGGUUUGUGGUGGUUGUUCUCAUCCCGGCGAUACUCUCCCUGCUGGUCACCCUGCCCGCGAGAGUGGUCUUCGUGCGCGUGGCCGCCUCCAUGCUCCCCGAGGAGGAUGUGCCCUUCGUGCCCUUCGAUCGCUGGUUUGAUGGCAAGGUGGGGCCCGAGGUUGGAGGCACCGGUGAAAGGCUUGGCAUCAAGGAUGCCUGGACCACCGUCGCACGGCCUUUUUGGGUGCGCUGCUUCAAGAUCACUCUCAAGGCGCUGGGUAUGGAGGUCGUGGUGGUCGUGGCUGAGAUCUUGGUCAUGAUCGGCGAAAUGUUUUUGGUUCAACUGGCAGGGGCCGGCUUCUAG